AUCAGACAGAAACUGCAGAUCAACACAGCCUUUUUGUACGAGGUACUGCGGUGAGAUAUUAACAGGCAAAAUGGUGCACUGGACUCAAGAAGAGAAAGAGGAAAUCACCCACACAUGGGGCAGUACUGAUAAAAUCAAAAUUAUAUCCACAGCCCUUGAAAGGAUGUUUAAGGUUUAUCCCUGGACUUUCCGCUACUUUAAAGACCGACAUGGAUUUACUGUUCAAGGACAUGCAGCUAAAGUGUCUGGUGCUCUGGAUACUGCGGUCAGCCAUUUGGAUGAUGUGAAGUCGCACUUUAAAGUGCUCAGCAGCAAGCACGCUGAUGAGUUGUAUGUGGAUGCUGGAAGCUUCCAUCUGCUGACUGACUGCAUCAUUAUCGAAAUGGCUUUGUCCAAGAAGGACAACUUCACCCCUCACAUCCAUGCAACCUGGGAUAAAUUUUUUAAGGUGGUGGUCGAUGCUAUAUCCAAGCAGUACAUUUAAAUCCAAGAUGACAUAAACCCUUCAGCUUUGAUCAAGCAAUGCAAUUGAUGAAAAUGUUCCCUUAUCAACACCUAUAACAAUCUCUGUGCUCUUCUUAAAAAUAAAUAACAAGUUAUGUUCAAAUAAAACUGAUGCAUUCUUGAAACCAAUGUUCCUCUUUAUAUGCUAAUUCUGAUUCAAAUUCCUGAAAAUAUCUCCAUGUAUUUUCCUUCAAUUGCUGAGAACAACAAUAAAGAAUCAAUAUUAACCUGA
Carcharodon carcharias (great white shark) is the source of this 736-nucleotide messenger RNA. RefSeq names its product hemoglobin subunit beta-like. Gene Ontology annotation, biological process: hydrogen peroxide catabolic process. Lineage: Eukaryota; Metazoa; Chordata; Chondrichthyes; Lamniformes; Lamnidae. Gene Ontology annotation, cellular component: haptoglobin-hemoglobin complex; blood microparticle; hemoglobin complex. The record is from RefSeq and is a predicted model, not a curated record. Gene Ontology annotation, molecular function: oxygen binding; heme binding; peroxidase activity. Bases 71 to 484 code for a protein of 137 amino acids. The transcript is spliced from 3 exons.